AAACACGGGUGAAGUAAACAAUACCGUAGUUAUAAUAGAAGCGUUGAUGAAAGUUUUUACUAUCUUUCGUCACUUGGUGCACAUUAAACAGCAAUUAUGAAGCUUGCUCUUGUUCUUAUCGCUCUUUUCAUCGGUUUGUUAGAAGCACAUACUUUACAAAAACGUGGUUUAUGUUGGUCGAACAGUGACUGUGGACCAAAUGAAUGCUGUAGCGGGCUCGGUGGACUUCGCGCUUGUAUGAGUUACGUUGGCGAGAAUGGCUUGUGCAGAAUCAGAACAAGACUGAGUUGUGGUUGUGAACCUGGUUUGACGUGUGUUAAGACAGAAAGUAUCCUCGGUGUUGACGUCAAAAGAUGUAAAGACCUCACCCCAGGAAGUGGAUAUUUCUAAAUAAAAAUUUUAAAAAAAAUUAUGCGUCAUGGAA
Messenger RNA from Hydractinia symbiolongicarpus, 424 nucleotides. Its product is annotated as U8-theraphotoxin-Hhn1c 3-like. The record is from RefSeq and is a predicted model, not a curated record. The transcript has 3 exons. Bases 97 to 390 code for a protein of 97 amino acids. NCBI's taxonomy places the organism in Eukaryota, Metazoa, Cnidaria, Hydrozoa, Anthoathecata, Hydractiniidae.